Molecule: messenger RNA, 597 nt
Organism: Penicillium bovifimosum
Lineage: Eukaryota; Fungi; Ascomycota; Eurotiomycetes; Eurotiales; Aspergillaceae
Exons: 1
Coding region: 1-597 (198 amino acids)
Source: RefSeq, a predicted model, not a curated record
AUGCACUUCUCCGCCCCUACCAUCGCCAUCAUGGCCCUCGCCGCCGGCGUCAACGCCGGCCGAAACGAGCCCCCCGUUCACGUCAAGGCCAUCAGACAACACCCCGGUGCCACCGGCGUCCAAACCGGCACACACCCCAUCAUGACCGGUGUUCCCGGCCGCAACGGUACCCAGCCCGGCAACGGCACUGUCAUUUCAUCCUCCGUUCUGCCCGGCGGUAGCUCCACCAUCCCCGUCCACGUCCCCAUCCGGACUCCAUCUAGCAGUGCCGGCGCUGGAGCUGCUGCUUCCAGCAGUGCCGGUGCUGGCGGUGCCUCGCCCUCUGGUGGCGCUGGUGCCGGUGGUGCCGGUACCGGCUCUGGAUCUGGUCAGGGCUCUGGCUCCGGCGCUGGUUCUGGUUCUGGCGCUGGUGCUGGCUCUGGCUCUGAAUCUGGCUCUGGGGCUGGUCAGGGAGAGGGCCAGGGCUCCGGUACUGGUGCUGCUGAGCCCAGCUCGACUGGAUUCAAUGCUUCCAGCCCGGGAUCUAAGGUCACUACCUCUAUCUUUGGUGCUGUGAUUGGCAGCGUUGUCUAUGGUACUGUUAUGCUUCUCGCAUAG